Molecule: messenger RNA, 2929 nt
Organism: Otolemur garnettii (small-eared galago)
Lineage: Eukaryota; Metazoa; Chordata; Mammalia; Primates; Galagidae
Gene: PITPNM3
Product: PITPNM family member 3
Exons: 20
Coding region: 144-2912 (922 amino acids)
Biological process (GO): phospholipid transport
Cellular component (GO): cytoplasm
Molecular function (GO): phosphatidylinositol transfer activity; phosphatidylinositol binding; metal ion binding
Source: RefSeq, a predicted model, not a curated record
GCCGUGCAGGUGGCCCUCCUCCGGGUGGCGGUGCCCCCUGGCACCUUCGAAAUGUCCUCAGCGACUCAGUGGAGAGCUCAGAUGAUGAAUUCUUUGAUGCUAGAGAGGAUGUGGCUGAAGGGAAGAAUGCCAUCCUCAUUGGGAUGAGCCAAUGGAACUCGAAUGACCUGGUGGAGCAGAUGGAGACCAUGGGGAAACUGGACGAGCAUCCAGGAGAAAGCACUGCUCCGUGCACAUCCAGCGUCCUCCAGGAGAAGCAGCGAGAGUUGUACCGGGUUUCCCUGAGGAGACAGCGAUUCCCAGCCCAGGGAAGCAUCGAGAUCCAUGAAGACAGCGAGGAAGGCUGCCCACAGCGCUCCUGCAAGACGCAUGUCCUCCUGCUGGUGCUGCACGGGGGGAGCAUCCUGGACACGGGCUCAGGGGACCCGUCCUGCAAGGCCGCCGACAUCCACACCUUCAGCUCUGUGCUGGAGAAGGUCACACGAGCCCACUUCCCUGCUGCUCUGGGCCACAUCCUCAUCAAGUUUGUCCCCUGUCCUGCCAUCUGCUCUGAAGCUUUCUCACUCGUCUCUCACCUGAACCCCUACAGCCACGAUGAGGGCUGCCUGAGCAACAGCCAGGACCAUGUCCCUCUGGCCGCCCUGCCCUUGUUGGCCAUCUCCUCCCCGCAGUACCAGGAUGCUGUGGCCACCGUCAUCGAGCGCACCAACCAGGUCUACACAGAGUUCCUUAAGUCCUCCGAUGGGAUUGGCUUCAGUGGGCAGGUGUGUCUCAUUGGGGACUGCGUGGGCGGCCUCCUGGCCUUCGAUGCCAUCUGCUACAGUGCAGGGCCCUUGGGGGACAGCCCUGGCAGCGGCAGCCGGAAGGGGAGCAUCAGCAGCAACCAGGACACCCCGAUUGUGGUGGAGGAAGAUUGUGAUCUGGCCAGCAGCAAGCGUCUCAGCAAAAGCAACAUUGACAUCUCCAGCGGGUUGGAGGAUGAGGAGCCCAAGAGACCACUGCCGCGGAAACAGAGCGACUCUUCCACCUAUGACUGUGAGGCCAUCACCCAGCAUCAUGCCUUCCUUUCAAGCAUCCACUCCAGCGUGCUACAGGACGAGGGCGAGCUCCCUGCGGCUGGGGCGCCCCAGCUCCCCGAGGUCAGCCUGGGACGCUUUGACUUUGAAGUGUCUGACUUCUUCCUCUUUGGCUCCCCUCUGGGGCUGGUCCUGGCCAUGCGGAGGACCGUGCUGCCUGGGCUGGAUGGUUUCCAGGUGCGUCCUGCUUGCAGCCAGGUCUACAGCUUCUUCCACUGCGCAGACCCCUCUGCCUCGAGGCUUGAGCCGCUGCUGGAACCCAAGUUCCACCUGGUACCUCCUGUCAGUGUGCCCCGCUACCAGAGGUUCCCACUGGGUGAUGGACAGUCCCUCCUCCUUGCGGAUGCCCUGCACACCCACAGCUCUCUCUUCCUGGAGGGCAGCUCCCAGUAUAGCCCACCGCUCCUGGAUGCUCCUGCCUCACCCCCUCAAGCCCAGAGCUCCCAGCGCCCAGGACGGAGGAUGAGUGAGGGCAGCUCCCACAGUGAGAGUUCGGAGUCCUCGGACAGCCUGGCACCCGUGGGUGCCUCCCGCAUCACGGCCAAGUGGUGGGGUGCCAAGCGGAUUGACUACGCCCUGUACUGCCCCGAUGUCCUCACAGCCUUCCCUACUGUAGCCCUGCCCCACCUCUUCCAUGCCAGCUACUGGGAGUCCACUGAUGUGGUCGCCUUCGUCCUGAGACAGGUGAUGCGCUACGAGAGUGUGGGCAUCAAGGAGAGCACCAGCCUGGAUCCUGCGGCACUGAGCCCCGCGAACCCCCGUGAAAAGUGGCUUCGUAAGCGGACCCAGGUCAAGCUGCGGAAUGUCACUGCUAAUCACAGGGCCAAUGAUGUGAUUGCUGCUGAAGACGGCCCCCAGGUCCUGGUGGGGCGGUUCAUGUACGGUCCUCUCGACAUGGUGGCCCUGACUGGAGAGAAGGUGGACAUCCUGGUGAUGGCAGAGCCGUCCUCUGGCCGCUGGGUACAUUUGGACACAGAGAUCACCAAUAGUAGUGGUCGAAUCACAUAUAAUGUGCCACGACCCCGGCGCUUGGGGGUCGGCGUCUACCCCGUGAAAAUGGUUGUCAGGGGUGACCAGACCUAUGCCAUGAGCUACCUCACAGUGCUGCCCCGGGGCAUGGAGUGCGUCGUGUUCAGCAUCGAUGGGUCCUUUGCGGCCAGCGUAUCUAUCAUGGGGAGCGACCCCAAGGUCCGGCCAGGUGCAGUGGAUGUUGUCCGGCACUGGCAGGACCUGGGCUACAUGAUCCUAUACAUCACGGGGCGGCCAGACAUGCAGAAGCAGCGGGUGGUGUCGUGGCUGUCCCAGCACAACUUCCCACAGGGCAUGAUCUUCUUCUCGGAUGGGCUGGUACACGACCCGCUGCGGCAGAAGGCCAUCUUCCUCCGCAACCUCAUGCAGGAGUGUUUCAUCAGAAUCAGUGCUGCUUAUGGCUCCACGAAGGACAUCUCUGUCUAUAGUGUGCUGGGUCUGCCCGCCUCCCAGAUCUUCAUUGUGGGCCGGCCCACCAAGAAGUACCAAACCCAGUGCCAGUUCCUGAGCGAGGGCUACGCCGCGCACCUGGCGGCGCUGCAGGCCAGCCACCGCUCGCGCCCCAAGAAGAACAACUCGCGCAUGAUCCUGCGCAAGGGCAGCUUCGGGCUGCACGCGCAGCCCGAGUUUCUGAGGAAGCGCAACCACCUCCGCAGGACCAUGUCGGUGCAGCAGCCAGACCCGCCCGUCGCCAACCCCAAGCCCGAGCGGGCCCAGAGCCAGCCCGAGUCCGACAAGGACCACGAGCGGCCGCUGCCCGUGCUCAGCUGGGCGCGUGGGCCCCCAAAGUUCGAGUCGGUGCCCUGAGGAGCGGGUUGUACUCA